UCUUGUGAUGUGCAAUAUGCAAAUAUCUUCCACACAAAAGAAAUAUCUGCCCCCAAACUUAAAAGGAAGAAGGCCUUACCCUUUUUCACCACAUUUUCCUGUGGAAAAAAUGCAUUCUUCUACUCUGCCCAUACAAACCAUUCCCACAAAAAGCAUAAACAAAUUUCUAAAUCAAAGAGCUCAUUUUCCAAGUUCAUGGAAAUCCCAUAACAAAAAUACUUCUGUCAUAUGCAGAGCUAAUAGUAGUUCAAUCACUGAUUUUGACCUGUAUGAUCUUUUUGGAGUUGAAAGUUCAUCUAACCAGGCACAGAUUAAGCUAGCCUAUAGGACGCUUCAGAAGCGAUGCCACCCGGAUAUCGCCGGACCAUCUGGACAUGAAAUGGCUAUUAUACUCAAUCAAGCUUAUGCUCUUCUUUCUGAUCCUGUUGCACGUAUGGCUUAUGAUAAGGAAGUGACAAAAAUAGCAGAUUUAAAGGGGUACACAGGAAAACCUUUGUAUUCGGCAUGGUGUGGUGAAGAUAAUGAAGAAAGAGCUGUGUUUGUUGAUGAAGUAAAGUGUGUAGGCUGCUUAAAAUGUGCUUUGUUGGCUGAAAAUACAUUUGCUGUUGAAUGUUUGUAUGGAAGAGCCAGAGUUGUUGCUCAAUGGGCUGAUACAGAAUCCAAAAUUCAAGAAGCUAUAGAUGCAUGUCCAGUUGAUUGCAUCUCAGUUGUUGAGAGGUCAAAUUUGGCUGCACUUGAAUUCCUAAUGUCCAAGAAGCCCCGAGGCAAUGUUAGAAUUGGCGCUGGCAAUACAGUUGGUGCUCGCACCUCCAAUAUAUUUGAUGAUCUAGACAAAUUUCAGAGCAGAUAUCAAGGUGCCUUCAACAAAACCAAUCCUAAGGCUUCAGAAGAGGCACGAAUAUCAGCAUUUCAAGCAAUCCGAGCAAUGUCAAAUUUAUUCUACUGGCAAUCACCAAUUGGAGGAGCUGCAGAAGCCAUCCAUGCUUUGGUACCAGUUAGGAGAAGGCUAAUUGAACCCGAUGUUAAGAAGCUCAGACAUGUUGUAGAAGCUAUGAAACAAGUCAAAAAAUCAACAGUUAAUCAAAGUAGCAACGAUGAGUAUUGGUCUCCAUCAACUCCUGAACUUGCGGUACCAACAGACACUAGUUUGGUAGUAGAUGAAGUUGAUUCCUUCCCCAAAUUACCGGUGGAAUUCUAUGAUGAAGCUUUCUCACCUAAGGAGAAACAUCAAGGUAGUCCCUGGCUCGGGGUAGUGCCAUUCACAACAGCAACAGCAGCAGCAAUUAUAGUUUGGAUAAAACUUGGAGAAGAAACGACUGUUAGACUCAACGAUCAUAUUGGUGGUUCUCUAGCAUUAGACAUUGUCAACAGCCCAUGGCUCAAGGUCAUUCUGGCAGGUGUUACAUGGUAUAUGAUUGGUAUGGCACUAGUGGAACUCACGGGGACGAUUCAUAGUUUGUUUAACCAGGACAGAAAAUUGUGAGAAAUUUCAUUCCGGAAGAUGAACGUAUAAAUAAAUCUUGUAACAUAAAAUGUAAAGUUUAAAUUAUUAUAUGGUCCAAUCAAUUUUUAAAAGUUA
Messenger RNA from Solanum tuberosum (potato), 1579 nucleotides. RefSeq lists its product as uncharacterized. Lineage: Eukaryota; Viridiplantae; Streptophyta; Magnoliopsida; Solanales; Solanaceae. The record is from RefSeq and is a predicted model, not a curated record. Bases 8 to 1483 code for a protein of 491 amino acids. The transcript is spliced from 4 exons.